Messenger RNA from Sinocyclocheilus anshuiensis, 761 nucleotides. Its product is annotated as retinoschisin-like. The record is from RefSeq and is a predicted model, not a curated record. Bases 18 to 743 code for a protein of 241 amino acids. Gene Ontology annotation, cellular component: plasma membrane. Lineage: Eukaryota; Metazoa; Chordata; Actinopteri; Cypriniformes; Cyprinidae. The transcript has 5 exons. Gene Ontology annotation, molecular function: signaling receptor activity.
UGAGCUCCGAGUGAGCAAUGAACAGAGAGAAGCCAGGCAUAGACAGAUCAGGACUAUUAUUGGAUGUAUGGAUUACAGUAAUCCAGAGCACACUGAACGCUGCCGUUCAUAACACACUAGAUCUGCUCUUCAAGAUGGACACGAAGAUCCUCAGCAUGUUUCUGCUGCUGCUGACUCAAGUUUUCAUUGGAGUAAACACACAGGGGGAGUUAGAGAUGCCGUGGCCUUAUGAAGAUGAGGACCAUGUGAGUGUGAAGGAAGUGGCGGAGAAUCAAACACCGACGGGCUGCAGCUGUGACUGUCAGGAGGCGCGACCCACCGGAACUCCAGCCUCCUGGACCUCCAUCAGCACCACGCCAUCCACACACAGCCCCUAUCUAGACUGCAUGCCGGAGUGUCCCUACCAGAAACCGCUGGGUUUUGAGUCCGGAUCGGUGAUGGCGGAACAGCUUACCUGUUCAAACCAGGAUCAGUACGUGGGCUGGUUUUCCUCAUGGACCCCAAAUAAAGCCCGACUGAACAGUCAGGGGUUUGGAUGUGCAUGGCUGUCCAAACUCCAGGACACGAGUCAGUGGCUUCAGAUUGACCUCCAGGAGGUGCGGGUGGUCUCGGGUAUCCUGAGUCAGGGCCGCUGUGAUGCUGACGAAUGGACAACGAAAUACAGCCUGCAGUACCGGACCCAGGAAAACCUCAACUGGAUCUAUUACAAAGACCAGACUGGGAACAAUAGGGUAAAAGCCUGAAUAAAUAAAAGGUGUUCC